UUCUGGGUAUUUUGGUUUCCUUUCUGAGCAUUUUGGUUUGCUCUCUGCAAGCACCCAUGGAUUGACACCUCGAGGGCUGGCUGAGUGUCCCUGUGCCGCCGGAGCUGUCCCCAAGCUGUCCCCAAGGCCACGCCUCUGCCAUGGCACCGCCAGGCACAGAGUCCUGAAGGUGCCCCCACCCUGCUGCCAGCCGAGAUGGGAACCUCUGGGAAAACCUAAACUGCCAAAAGCACGUGGGGCAAGGACAGGGAUCCCCGAGAGCCUGGGGGUGCCCAGCAUGACAGCGUGCCAGUACCCCAUGGCGCCAGGGGCCCUGGAGCGGGACCGGCUCUACCAGCACAAGGUGUCCCUGGUGGUGAGGUAUUUCAUGAUCCCCUGCAACAUCUGCCUCAUCCUGCUGGCCACCUCCACGCUGGGAUUCGCCGUGCUGCUCUUCCUCAAUAACUACAAACCCAACAGUUACUUCACGCAGACGCCGCCGCCGCCACGGGAUGGAUGCCGGGGGAUGCUCUGCGGGUUCGGGGCCGUGUGCGAGCGCAGCCCCUCGGAGCCAGGCCAGGCCUCGUGCGUGUGCAGGAAGGGUCCCUGUGCCCCCGUGGUGGCCCCGGUGUGCGGCUCCGACCACUCCACCUACAGCAACGAGUGCGAGCUGGACAGGGCCCAGUGCAACCAGCAGAGGAGGAUCAAGGUGGUCAGCAAGGGACCCUGCGGCUCCAAGGACCCCUGUGCCGAGGUGACGUGCAGCUUUGGCAGCACGUGUGUCCCCUCCCCUGACGGCCAGGGCGCCAAGUGCGUGUGCCCCUCGUCGUGCAGCGGCGUCCCCGAGAGCCCUGUGUGCGGCAGCGACGGCCGCGACUACCGCAGCCAGUGCCACCUCAACAAGCACGCCUGCGACAAGCAGGAGAACGUCUUCAAGAAGUUCGAUGGCCCCUGUGACCCGUGCCAGGCCGUGCCGAGCGAGCCGGGCCGCGUGUGCCGGGUGAACCCGCGGACGCGUCGGGCGGAGCUGCUGCCCCGGCCCGAGGGCUGUCCCCCGGGCAGGGACCCCGUGUGCGGCGACGACGGCGUCACCUACGAGAGCGAGUGCGCCAUGGCCCGCUCGGGCGCCAUCCGCGGCAUGGACAUCCAGAAGGUGCGCUCGGGGCAGUGCCAGCCGCAGGACCAGUGCCCGGAGCCGUGCCGGCUGGGCGCGGUGUGCCUGAACCGGCGCGGGGCCGCGCGCUGCUCCUGCGAGCGCAUCGCCUGCGACGGCGCCUUCCGGCCCCUGUGCGCCCGCGACGGCCGCACCUACGGCAGCGACUGCCAGCGGCGCCGCGCCGAGUGCCUGCAGCAGCAGCACAUCCCCACGCGCCACAGCGGGCCCUGCGACCUGGGUGCUCCCAGCCCCUGCCUGAGCGUGGAGUGCUCCUUCGGGGCCACGUGCGUGGUGAAGAACCAGGAGGCCGUGUGCGAGUGCCAGCAGCAGUGCCAGGGCCGCUACGACCCCGUGUGCGGCACCGACCAGCGUAGCUACGGCAGCGCCUGCGAGCUGCAGGCCAUGGCCUGCCUGCUGCAGAGGGACAUCGGCGUCAGGCACAAGGGGCCCUGCGAGCCCUGCGGGAAGUGCCAGUUCGGUGCCAUCUGCGAGGCGGAGACGGGGCGCUGCGUGUGCCCCACCGAGUGCGUGCCCUCGGCGCAGCCCGUGUGCGGCACCGACGGCAACACCUACGGCAGCGAGUGCGAGCUGCACGUCAGGGCCUGCACCCAGCAGAAGGACAUCCUGGUGGCUGCCCAGGGCCCCUGCAAGUCGUGUGGCAGCUCGGUGUGCUCCUUCGGCAGCCGCUGCGUGGCCGGGCAGUGCCUGUGCCCGCGCUGCCAGCGCCAGCCCCCGGCGCCCGUCUGCGGCACCGACGGCGUCACCUACGGCAGCCCCUGCCAGCUGCAGGAGGCCUCGUGCCAGCUGCAGAGGAGCAUCGAGGUGGCCAGGAUGGGACCCUGCGAGGACGAGUGUGGCUCGGGGGGCUCGGGCUCGGGGGAUGGCAGUGACUGCGAGCAGGAGCGCUGCCGCCACUUUGGGGGCUGGUGGGACGAGGACGCCGAGGACGAGCCCUGCGUCUGUGACUUCACCUGCGCGGCCGUGCCCCGCAGCCCGGUGUGUGGCUCUGACGGCGUCACCUACGCAAACGAGUGCGAGCUGAAGAAGACGCGGUGUGAGAAGCGCCAGGAGCUCUUUGUCAGCAGCCAGGGAGCCUGCCGGGCCCUGGCCACCACCCCGCCACCCCUGCUGGUCGUGCACUGCAGCCAGAGCGUCUACGGCUGCUGCCCCGACAACGUCACCCUGGCGCUGGGCGUGGGAGCUGCUGGAUGUCCCAGCACGUGCCAGUGCAACCCCUACGGCUCCUACGGCGGCUCCUGUGACCCGGGCACGGGGCAGUGCUCCUGCAAGCCCGGCGUGGGCGGCCUCAAGUGCGACCGCUGCGAGCCCGGCUUCUGGAACUUCCGCGGCAUCGUCACCGACGGACGCAGCGGCUGCACCCCGUGCCACUGUGACCCCGUGGGCUCGGUGCGGGAUGACUGCGAGCAGAUGUCGGGGCUGUGCUCCUGCAGGACGGGCAUCACGGGCAUGAAGUGCACCCAGUGCCCCGACGGCAGCACCCUGGGCACCGCCGGCUGCCACAAGGACCCCUCAGCCCCCAGGUCGUGCGAGGAGCUGAGCUGUGACUUCGGGGCCUCGUGCGUGGAGCUCAACGGCUUCGCCCACUGCGAGUGCCCGUCCCCGCUGUGCCCUGAGGCCAACACCACCAAGGUGUGUGGCUCUGAUGGUGUCACCUACGGGGACCAGUGCCAGCUGCGGACCAUCGCCUGCAGGCAGGGCCAGCACAUCACGGUCAAGCACGUGGGGCAGUGCCACGAGUCCAUCGCGCACACGAUCUCCCCGGCGUCCCCCACGCCGCUGCCCACGGUGCCCCCGGAGCUGCCCGCGCCCCCUCGGGCCACCCCGCGCUCCCCCCUGCCCACCGGGGCGGCCACCGGCCCGUCACCGCCGCCAGCCAGGCCCACGGAGCGAGGCCACCCCACCACCAGGCGUGUGACAACGGCCAGGCCGGCCACCACCACGGCCUGGGUCACCCACGGCGUGCACAAGGCCACCGUCCGCCCGCUGGCCACCGUGCCCGUGGUGGCGGCCACCAGCCAGCCCGGCUACGGCGAGUCCGGCAGCGCCGAGGGCAGCGGGGACCAGGACAUGGGCGCCAGCGGGGACCAGGAGGCCAGCGGGGCGGGAUCUGCCGGUGAGGAGGAGCCUGACGAGGGCCAGGUGACAGCCACGCCUGCCAUCGAGAGGGCCACAUGCUACAACAGCGCCCUGGGCUGCUGCUCCGACGGCAAAACCGCAGCCGCCGACGCCGAGGGCACCAACUGCCCCGCCACCAAGGUGUUCCAGGGAGUGCUGAUCCUGGAGGAGGUGGAGGGCCAGGAGCUGUUCUACACCCCGGAGAUGGCCGACCCCAAAUCCGAGCUCUUCGGGGAGACGGCGCGCAGCAUCGAGAGCGCGCUGGACGAGCUGUUCCGGGGUUCUGAUGUCAGGAAGGAUUUCAGGAGCAUCCGAGUGCGGGACCUGGGCCAGAGCAGCGCCGUCAGGGUCAUCGUGGAGGCCCACUUUGACCCAGCCACGUCCUACACGGCCGCCGAUGUGCAGGGGGCCCUGCUGAAGCAGCUCCGGGCUGCCAAGAGGAAAACCAUCCUGGUGAAGAGGCCCCAGCAGGAGCACAUCAAAUUCAUGGAUUUUGACUGGAUCCCCCGGCUCUUCACCACCACGGUCACCACCACCACGGCCACCACCAUGGCCCCUGGCACCACGCGCAGGGUGCCCGCGGCCACCGCGGCCCUGGGGCAGCACGGGGAGCCCGCAGGCAGCCCCGGCCCCGUGGGCACCACCCGCAGCCCUGGCGGCAGCAGCAGGAGGGGGAAGCCCACCCAGCUGCCCCCUGGCACCCCCCUGGCACGGCCCUGCGAGUCCCAGCCCUGCCUGCACGGUGGCACCUGCCAGGAGGACGGGCAUCACUUCACCUGCAGCUGCCCCGCGGGCACAGGAGGGGAUCUCUGUGAGAAAGCCCCGAGCGGGUCCAUCCCCAGUUUCGGGGGCAGCUCGGUGCUGGCGUUCCGGACCAUGCGCGCGUACCACACCGUCAGGAUCUCCAUGGAGUUCCGCGCGCUCGAGCCCCGCGGGCUGCUGCUCUACAACGCCCAGCGCCACGGCAAGGACUUCAUCUCCCUGGCGCUGCUCGGGGGCUUCGUGGAGCUCAGGUUUGACACGGGCUCUGGCACAGGCACGGUCGCCAGCCGGGUGCCGGUGGAGCCGGGGCGCUGGCACCGGCUGCUGGUGACGCGGAACCGGCGCACGGGCACGCUGGCCGUGGACGGGGAGCCCCCAGUGAGCGGGCACAGCCCCCCGGGCACCGACGGGCUCAACCUGGACACCGAGCUCUUCAUCGGGGGAGUGCCCCACGAGCAUAUGGCGCUGGUGGCGGAGCGCACGGGUGUCACCGGCGGCCUGCGGGGCUGCGUGCGGGCCCUGGCCAUCAACAACCGCGGGCACGAGCUGCACCCGGGCUCUGCCGACGUGCUGUACGCCACGGCCGUGGGCCAGUGUGGCACCGACCCCUGCCAGCCCAGCCCCUGCCACCACGGCGGCACCUGCCAUGCCAGGGAGGCCGACAUGUUCCACUGCCAGUGCCCCGAGGCCUACACAGGCCCCACGUGUGCCUUCGAGAGGAACCCGUGCGAGCCCUCUCCGUGCCACGCCUCUGCCACCUGCCUGGUGCUGCCCACCGGGGGAGCCCUGUGUGCCUGUCCCAUGGGCCGUGAGGGGGACCUGUGCGAGCGAGUGACAGAGCAGGACCAGUCCGUGCCCUUCCUGCCCGAGUUCAACGGCUUCUCCUACCUGGAGCUCAACGGGCUGCAGAGCUUCGUGCCCGACCUGCAGGACAAGAUGUCCAUGGAGGUGGUGUUCCUGGCCAAGAAGCCCAGCGGGAUGAUCUUCUACAACGGCCAGAAGACCGAUGGCAAGGGGGACUUUGUGUCCCUGGCACUGCACGAGGGACACCUGGAGUACAGAUAUGACCUGGGCAAAGGGCCAGCCCUGCUCAGGAGCAAGGAGCCCGUGCCCCUGGACACGUGGGUCAGUGUCCUGCUGGAGAGGAGCGGCCGCAAGGGCGUCCUGAGGGUCAACAACGGCCAGAGGGUCACGGGGGAGUCCCCGAAAUCCCGUAAGGUGCCUCACAUGGUGCUGAACCUGAAGGAGCCCUUCUACGUGGGGGGAGCCCCCGACUUCUCCAAGCUGGCUCGAGCAGCUGCCAUCUCCAGCGGCUUCGAGGGAGCUGUGCAGAAGAUCUCCGUGGGUGGCGUGCCCGUGCUGAAGGAGGAGAACAUCCGCAGUGCCAGGGAGGUGUCCCCGUUCCGGGGGCACCCCUGCACCCAGAAACCCAACCCGUGCCAGCACGGGGGCACCUGCAGCCCCAGCCUGGGCAGCUACCAGUGCUCCUGCCACAGGGGCUUCUCGGGGGCACACUGCGAGAAAGUGAUCAUCGAGAAGGCAGCGGGGGACGCCGAGGCUGUGGCCUUCGAUGGCCGCACGUACCUGGAGUACCACAACAGCAUCACCAAGAGUGAGAAGGCCCUGCAGUCCAACCACUUUGAGCUGAGCAUCAAGACAGAGGCGACGCAGGGGCUGCUGCUGUGGAGCGGGAAGGGGCUGGAGCGCUCGGACUACAUCGCCCUGGCCAUCGUGGACGGGCGCGUGCAGCUCAGCUACGACCUGGGCUCCAAGGCCGUCACCCUGCGCUCCAGCGUGCCCGUCAACACCAACCAGUGGGUGCACAUCAGGGCCUCCAGGGUGCAGAGGGAAGGCUCCCUGCAGGUUGGGAACGAGGCCCCCAUCGCCGGCUCCUCUCCCCUCGGGGCCACCCAGCUGGACACGGACGGGGCGCUGUGGCUGGGUGGGCUGGACAAGCUGAGCGUGCCCCAGCGCCUGCCCAAGGCCUUCAGCACGGGUUUCGUGGGCUGCAUGCGGGACGUGCUCGUGGACCGGCGGGAGCUGCACCUGCUGGAGGACGCCCUGAACCAGCCCCGGAUAUUGCACUGCUCGGCCAAAUAGAGCCCA
Messenger RNA from Melozone crissalis (California towhee), 6139 nucleotides. It is a transcript of the gene AGRN, whose product is annotated as agrin. Gene Ontology annotation, molecular function: protein binding; calcium ion binding. The record is from RefSeq and is a predicted model, not a curated record. Lineage: Eukaryota; Metazoa; Chordata; Aves; Passeriformes; Passerellidae. Bases 278 to 6133 code for a protein of 1951 amino acids. The transcript is spliced from 36 exons.